Messenger RNA from Parastagonospora nodorum SN15, 1464 nucleotides. RefSeq lists its product as hypothetical. Lineage: Eukaryota; Fungi; Ascomycota; Dothideomycetes; Pleosporales; Phaeosphaeriaceae. The transcript has 3 exons. The coding region runs from base 1 to 1464 and encodes 487 amino acids. The record is from RefSeq and is a predicted model, not a curated record. Gene Ontology annotation, molecular function: FAD binding.
AUGAAUCUUCCUGUGAAGUACUUUCUCGGCGUGGUCGUAGCUUCUGUGGCUGUGUCAGGGCAAGAUGCGUUUGAAGCGGCGAACUUCAACAUCAGGGAAGCCCUGAUCGAAAAUGGCGUUGACAUGUCCACCAUAGCAGAACUGCCCCAUACAAGUGCACGAUCACCUCUGCAGAGCUGCUCGUCAGCAGUCUCGUCUACAGUCCUGCUAUCUCGUUUGUUCCAAUGUCCUUUUGCAGUCAAGAGUGGUGGCCAUGCUGCUUUCGCUGGUGCUUCGAGCAUCGACUCCGGUGUUACGAUUGACUUGGUCAACAUGAAAGUGCGUAAACUUGCGGACGACAAGAAGACUGUCGCUAUUGGUCCAGGUAACCGAUGGCUCGAUGUAUACGACUACCUGACGCCUGACAGCCUCGUAGUCGUAGGCGGUCGUGCAGCGACUGUGGGUGUUGGCGGCCUCACACUCGGCGGAGGCAUCAGUCACCAUACGAAUGAGUACGGCCUGGCAUGCGACAACGUUGCGUCAUACGAUCUCGUCACAGCGUCCGGCAAGAUCAUCAACGUGAGCCCGCAGUCAUAUGCAGACCUGUACUGGGCUCUCCGUGGCGGCGGCAAUAAUUUCGGUAUCAUCGUGACCUUUUAUUACGAAACCCUCGAGCAAGGCCUCAUGUUCGCGACCAAGCGCCAAUACAACAGCACUUACGUCCCCGCUCUCAUCGACGCAUUCAACAACGCAGUACACGGUGCCGAGAAUGACACGAAACUUGCGCACUUCGUCGGCCUGGCUUACUUCUCGGGUAUGCAGAUUGCGAGCACAGAAUACGAAUACUUCACGCCCGUCGACCCUGCCAACCCACCCCCCAUCUUGAAAGAAUACCUCUCGAUUCCUCCAUCGCAACACGAAACGCGCAACACGACUCUGGCUAGCAUAACACCCGGUCUGAGUGAAAGUAUGCCGGCCGGCUUUCGUUCGACAAUGUGGUCUCAAGCAUUCAAGCUCAAUGCCGAACUCAUGAGGCGCAUGAGUGAUCACUUCUUCGCCAUUGCACCGAGUGUACCUGGUAUCGUGCCGAGUCUAGGUUUCCAAGCAUUCUCGGUACCUGCCCUUCGUGCCAUGCAGAAGAAGGGCGGAAAUGCUUUGGGCUUGAGUCCGGAUGAUGGACCGUUGUUCCACGUUCUGUUUUUUGUGUCGUGGACAGAUGUCAAGGAUGAUAAAGUGGUCAUGAAGGCCGCGCAAGACUUUCUGAAGAAAGCGGUGGAAAUGGCGAAAGAGUUGGGCGUGGACAGUAGGUAUAUUUACAUGCCGUAUAGCAGUCCUUAUCAAAAGGUGAUUGAAGGAUAUGGCCUGGAAAAUGUAAAGAGGUUGAAUAUGGUGAGUAGGAAGUAUGAUCCGCAGCGUGUGUUUGAGAAGCUGCAGCCGGGCUACUUCAAGCUCGAUGGUGAUGCACCGUAUGGUGAGCUUGUUUAG